UAGUGCCGUGCAUCUUUACGUCACGCCGGGAGCGUAACGGCCUCUAUCGCGUCAUGACGGACGUCUCCGGCGUCAAAUCCGAGCUCGAGGUUGCCCUAGCAACUCCGUGGAUGGACCAAUCAGAGGGAGGCUGGACCCCACCUCUCCUCCCCUCCUCCCCUCCAUCAACCAGCCGACACCACCUCCGCUGGAGCAGGGGGGCGGAGGGAGGGAGGCCAGAGAUCCGUCAGCUCUUCCUCCUCAGUCCGAACUCCAGGAGCCGAGCUGAACCGCCUGCGGAGGAUUUUUAUCUUGGUGCGUAAAAGCGCGGCGCGUCCUGUGCGCGCGGAUGGCACAGACGGCGCAGUAAAUGCGUCCACUGAUAGCUGUCGGUGUCGGUGGUUCAAGCUGGACACUUGUAGCUCCCUGGACACAAUCUGAGCCGGGUGACCAAACUGUUUGUUGCAUGUAAACACGCGCAGAGUCUCGCGCAGAUCGUGGAUUUAUUUUGUUGGACUUUACGCGUCUCUUUGCAUUCUUCUCGUUGUGGACCGGGGUGUUUACAGGAGGAAGAGCUGGAGGAGGAGGGUUACAUGCUGCCGAGUCUCGUCUCAUGAUGGGACGCGGCAGCUGUCAUCUGCCGCGAGGAUGAGCCACAGAAGCAGCCCGGCCAGGGCGUACGACUUUCUGCUCAAAUUCCUGCUGGUGGGAGACAGCGAUGUCGGGAAGGGAGAGAUCCUGGCGAGCCUGCAGGACGGAGCCACCGAGUCUCCGUACGGAUACAACAUGGGAAUCGACUACAAGACGACCACCAUCCUCCUGGACGGGAGACGAGUCAAGCUGCAGCUCUGGGACACAUCUGGUCAGGGACGAUUCUGCACCAUUUUCAGAUCUUAUUCCAGGGGAGCACAGGGAGUUAUUCUAGUGUACGACAUCACCAACCGCUGGUCCUUUGAUGGCAUCGACAGAUGGAUCAAAGAGAUAGAUGAGCAUGCCCCGGGGGUGCCCAAGAUCCUGGUUGGGAACCGCCUCCACCUGGCAUACAAGCGUCAGGUGACCACGGAGCAGGCGCAGGUGUACGCGGAGAAGUUGGGCGUCACCUUCUUCGAGGUCAGCCCGCUGUGCAACUUCAACGUCACCGAGUCGUUCACCGAGCUCGCUCGCAUCGUCCUGAUGAGACACGGCAUGGAGCGACUGUGGAGGCCCAACAAAGUGUUGAGUCUUCAGGAUCUCUGCUGUCGCUCCAUCGUCUCCUGCACUCCGGUCCACCUGGUGGAUAAGCUCCCCCUCCCGCUGGCUCUCAAGUCUCACCUCAAGUCCUUCUCCAUGGCCAACGGCCUCAACGCCCGCAUGAUGCACGGACGCUCCUACUCCGUCACUGCCAACGCCUCCACUCACCACGGCGCCACCAAGAGGACUGGAGGGACGCUGCUGAAAAAGCCCAAACUGAUCCGGCCGCCGCCCCUCAGCCCGUCUGCACAGAGCUGCAGGAACAGCUGUAAAAUAUCCUAACAGCUGGACUGGAUGUUGCGUCAGUAUCCGUCUCCAGGAGUCACCACUAACUUAUCUGUCGGCCGCUUAAACAGGAAAUAAAAGUGCGACGCUCAAGCUGAGACAGGAACACAGACUGAAAGUGUGUUUUCUCCAGAGAGUUCAGAGGCAUCACAAGUCUAAAAUCUUCAACCUGAUCUGCAACAAAGCUGAAGAAAACCUACCUGGACCUGAUGUCUUUACUUACUGUAAAUCGUCAUCUAAAAGCUGGUUUUAAAAUAAUGUUUAAAAUAACAGUUGUGUGUUAUUAAUAAGUCACAGUAACUAUACAGACACCUUAAUCUUAUCAAAUUUCAAACAAGAAACAAAAAAGGGACAAAGGACUCAAAAAUUGCUCUUCCACCCAAAAGAAAAACCCAGAACUCAUGUACAGAAUGGUACUCGCCAGAGUUUAUAUUAACUGGGGAACAGAGGAAAUCAGAGGAAAUUAGAAAUAAAGGCCUGAUUCUCUCUGAGGGAAACUAUUUGAAAACUUACGAUAUGUAAUUUGAGCUGCUUGAAAGCUUUUAAUUCAUCGGUGCAGGAAGUGUUGAAUUAAAUUAGAAAUGAUUGGGAUUAAUCAGUGAAUGAGGACUGUAUUAGCAGCUCGUUAAAUGAACGUAACGAGGUGUUCAGGUUUUAUUUGAUCUCAGAAUAUGGACAGAAGACCUCAGCAUCAAGUGUUAGCUUUUCCACACAGACCGAUGAAAGAAAUCCUGCUUGAGAAAAGAAACUGUUGAUGAACUUUUUAUGGACCAAAAAAAUCCACCUGAGACGCUGUUAAAAACAGCAGUUUGAUGACGUUUACUGUAUGUUGCGUUUCUGGGUCUGUUUUGUUGUUUGGACGCCCGUCCAGUCACUUCGACAGUAUGAACAGUAAAUGUGUGUUGGAGCGAAACUUCAGUCUUUCAGUACAGAACGUUAACGUCACUGUUGGGACAAAAAAAAAUCCUCCAAUAUUGAGAAUAAAGCGAAAAUAUCUUAAGAAUCAGAAUAUUUUGAAUAUGUAGUUGAAAAAAAGUAGAGGAAAAAGGGAUAAUACAAGAAAAAAAGUCAUAAUAUUUAUUUGAAGACAGUUGUAGCAUUUUAUGUUGCGUAUUUUUCUUAUAAAAUCUCAUGAAAACUUUCUGAAAAUAUUAGUUGUAUACUAAAAAUUUCCAAUAAAUCAUCAGAUGUCUUUUUCAGAAUACUGCU
Molecule: messenger RNA, 2703 nt
Organism: Thunnus maccoyii (southern bluefin tuna)
Lineage: Eukaryota; Metazoa; Chordata; Actinopteri; Scombriformes; Scombridae
Gene: rab40b
Product: RAB40B, member RAS oncogene family
Exons: 6
Coding region: 628-1491 (287 amino acids)
Biological process (GO): intracellular signal transduction; protein localization to plasma membrane
Cellular component (GO): synaptic vesicle; endosome; plasma membrane
Molecular function (GO): GTPase activity; GTP binding
Source: RefSeq, a predicted model, not a curated record